Molecule: messenger RNA, 237 nt
Organism: Rotaria sp. Silwood2
Lineage: Eukaryota; Metazoa; Rotifera; Eurotatoria; Philodinida; Philodinidae
Source: the annotation of a GenBank genome assembly
AUGAAAAUAACCACAGCUAUUAUUAAUGUAUCAUCAGAUUUAGCUUUUAUACUAUUUGCAUCAAUACCAAUUUAUUCAGCAACAAAAGCUUCUAUACAUUCAUUUACAAUGAGUCUUCGUUAUCAAUUAAUGAACGAAAUCAAAAAUAUUCAAAUCUAUGAAAUCGUACCAUCAGCUGUACAAACAAAUCUUGGUGAUAGUCAUACAUUUGGUGAACUACUUGUUCAAUAUUGUUAA